Molecule: messenger RNA, 3627 nt
Organism: Dendrobium catenatum
Lineage: Eukaryota; Viridiplantae; Streptophyta; Magnoliopsida; Asparagales; Orchidaceae
Product: retrovirus-related Pol polyprotein from transposon TNT 1-94
Biological process (GO): DNA integration
Molecular function (GO): nucleic acid binding
Source: RefSeq, a predicted model, not a curated record
AUGGCAAAAGAGAUGAUUUGGCAUGCCACACAACGAAAUACAGAUGGUAUGCUGCGACACCCAGCUGAUGGAGAUGCAUGGAAAUCAUUUGAUUACAGAUUUCCUGAUUUUGCCGCAGAUCCGCGUAAUGUUCGCCUUGGUUUAGCUACUGAUGAUCUUGAGAAAUCUAAAGAUAACUUACAAGCUCGACAAGAUUUGGUUCAAAUUGGAGUAAAGCCUGAACUGCAUCCUCAUGUCCUUUCAGAUGGAAGUUAUGUCUUACCACCAGCUCUAUUUACCAUGUCUAAGAAGGAUAAGAUGAUGUUUUGUGAAGUUCUCAAGAAGAUGAAGUUACCUAAGGGUUAUUCAUCAAAUAUUUCUAAGGGUGUUAACAUUAAAGAGUGCAAAAUAAUAGGUCUAAAAAGCCACGAUUGUCAUGUACUAAUUGAGGAUAUUAUGCCUAUUGCAUUAAGAUCAUGUGCUCCAUCAAACGAAGUUUUAACCAUAAUUGUUGGGAUUUCACAUUUCUUGAAAUUCAUAUGUGGGAAGGUCAUAAAUCCAAUUGAACUUGACAAGAAACAGAAGGAAAUUGCAUUAACUUUAUGUAAUAUGGAGAAGUACUUUCUCCCAUCCUUCUUCACUAUCAUGGUCCACUUACUCAUCCAUUUGGUUGAAGAAGUGAGAUUUGGUGGGCCUGUACAUUAUAGAUGGAUGUAUCCUUUUGAGAGAUUUUUCUUAGUAUUAAAGGAUUUUGUUGGAAAUAAAUCAGAACCUGAAGGGUCAAUUGCUGAGAGAUACAUUGCUGAAGAGGGAAUUUCAUUUUGCUCAAAAUAUCUGGAUGGUCUGCCGACUUUCCCCAAGUCCAUAUCUACUACAAUUUCAUCUAAGGAUGAUGGUGUUUCCUACAAGUUCUUAACUGCUGGAAUGACAGGAAGUAGCUCAUUCCGGCGUGCUAAAAAGGUUACACGUCGAGGAUCUUCCAGUGUAGAACAGAGUAAUAGAACUUCUAAUAAUACAUCGACUCCGGUGCAUCCAGAUUCAUCCAAUGCUAACAACGAACAAUCCCCGAUUCAGUCAUCUCAAGAUUUAAGGCGGCAGGUGCCGCCGGUGAAUGAUGGAAUUUGGCUCAUAGAUGAUGAGGGUGCUCCAAUAAAAAAGAGAGGUCGAACUACUUGUGCAGAGAUACAGAGCAUGCCUCCAGUCAACAUUGUCUUUGCCGCAGGAAUGUCUUCCUGUGCAUCGGCUUUCCUGCCUAUGCGAUUUGCUUUUGUUUACAUGGAAGAUGAGCGUGAUGCUGAGGAUGCAAUCCGAGGACGCCGACUUUGUGUUGAGUGGACGAAGAUUUCUGAUGCGAAGUCUGCCAAAGAAGCAUGGGAGAAGCUUCAGACCUCUUACAAAGGAGCGGAGCAAGUCAAGAAGGUGCGUCUCCAAACAUUAAGAGGUGAGUUCGAAGCCUUACAUAUGAAAGAAGUUGAAGUCGUCUCCGACUACUUUAAGUUAAUGAAGAGAGCCUCGAGUAUGGUAGAAGUCCACAAGCAAGAGGUCAUGGUCGAGGACAAGGCCGUGGUCAUGGACGCGGAUGAGGAAGAGCUUUUCAAAGGAGUCAAAUUCGAGAGCACAAAGCCACUUAAACUCAUACAUACAUAUGUAUGCGGUCCAAUCAAGCCAAGCUAUCUCAGUAAGAGUAAUUAUUUCCUUCUCUUUAUAGAUGAUUUUUCAAGAAAAUUAUGGGUAUAUUCUUUAAAGAAAAAAUCAAAGGUAUUUGAAGUAUUCAAAAAUUUUAAAGCCUUGGCGGAGAAAGAAAGCGGCCUCGAGAUCAAAGCUAUGCAAUCUGAUGGAGGAGGAGAGUUUACUUUAAAGGAAUUUCAAGAAUUUUGUGAAGCCAACAAAAUAUGUCGACCGUUGACCGUCCCAAGAUCUCCUCAACAAAAUGGUAUAGCAGAAAGAAAGAAUCAAACCAUCCUUGAUAUAGCUCGAAGUAUGCUUAAGAGUAAAAGACCACCUAAGGAAUUUUGGGCCGAAGCUGUUGCAUGCGUGAUUUACUUAUCCAAACGAUCUCUAAUAAGAAGUGUGUGGGGAAUGACACCGCAGGAAGCAUGGAGUGGAAGGAAGCUCGACAUCUCUCAUCUAAGAGUGUUUGGAAGCAUAGCCCAUGUGCAUGUACCCGAUGAGCAACGAAGUAAGCUAGAUGACAAGAGUGAGAAGUACAUUUUCAUCGGUUAUGACUCUAGCUCAAAAGGCUACAAGUUAUACAAUCCAAACACUAUGAAGACAAUCAUUAGUCGUGAUGUCAUCUUCAAUGAAGUAGGAGAAUGGGUUUGGACAAAUGAAGAUCACUACAACUUCUUUAAGGAUGGAGAAGUUGAGCAACCAAGGAUGGAUCAAGAAAGAGACGAGCCCAUAACACCACCAACUACACCAACUGCAAGUAUUCAAGAGGAUCCAUCAUCUUCAAGUGAAGGGUCAAGCGAAAAAGUAUCACAUUUUAGAAGUUUACAGAAAAUCUAUGAGGUAACUGAGAAUCAAGACAAUCUCACUCUCUUUUGCCUCUUUGCUGAUUGUGAACCUAUAAAUUUUCAAGAAGCCGUGCAAAUUAAGAAUUGGAAGGAUGCAAUGCACGAAGAAAUUAAGACAAUCGAGAAAAACAAUACAUGGGAGAUAGCUACACUUCCAAUAGGACACAAGAUAAUUGGUGUAAAGUGGGUGUACAAAGUAAAGAAGAAUGCAAAAGGAAAAGUCAAGAAAUAUAAAGCAAGAUUAGUGGCGAAAGGUUGCAGCCAAAUAGCUGGCAUCGACUAUGAUGAGUUAUCUGCUCCUAUUGCUUGACUUGAAACUAUAAGGCUAAUCAUUUCUUUGGCAGCUCAAAAUAGGUGGAAAAAACAUCAAAUGGAUGUAAAAUCUACCUUUCUAAAUGGAGUCCUUGAAGAGAAAGUAUACAUUCAACAACCACCGGGCUAUAAAGUCAAAGGGAAAGAAGACAAGGUUUUGAAGUUGAAGAAGGCUCUUUAUGGGUUAAAACAAGCUCCUAGGGUUUGGAAUAACCGCAUCGACAAGUAUUUCCUUGAGAAUAACUUCAGCAAAUGUACUUAUGAGCAUGCCCUCUACAUCAAAGUCAAGGAUGGGGAUAUUUUGAUAGUGUUCUUGUACGUGGAUGACUUGAUCUUCACUGGAAGUAAUCCAAGUAUGUUUAAAGAAUUUAAGAAAGUAAUGGCUAAAGAGUUCGAGAUGACGGAGAUUGGACAAAUGGCAUACUACCUCGGUAUUGAAGUUAAGUAAAAGGAUGAAGGCAUCUUUAUUUCUCAAAAUGCUAUGAAAAAAAAAAUACUCAAGAAAUUCAAUAUGAAUUAUUGCAACCCCAUAAGCACUCCAAUGGAAUGUGGAGGCAAGUUAUCAAAAAAGGAGAAUAAUGAAAUAGUUAAUCCAACAUUUUUCAAGAGCUUGGUCGAUAGCUUGUGCUACCUGACUUGCAUUAAGCCGUAUAUCCUUUAUCCUGUUGGAAUAGUUAGUCGUUAUAUGGAGGUACCAACAACUACUCACUUAAAGGCUGCCAAGAUGAUUCUUCGAUAUAUCAAAGGGAUGAUUGACUUUGGUUUAUUCUAUUCAUCAUCAAAUGAUUUCAAGCUUGUCAGAUAUAGUGAUAGCGACUAG